AUGGUUAAGAUGAAAGCAUCUCAAAGAUUUUUUAUAUUGGCCUGGAUUCUCUGUUUCGUGUGUAAAAGUACGGGUAAGUUGAAAAUAUACAUCUCUAAGAGUAAUUUUGCAAAGGUUUUUCACGUAAAUAUGUUAAUUACCAACUAAGUAGAUAUACAGUCAGUCGGUUUUCAGUAUCGACGAUUGGAUUGUCCACUUCAGGUUUUUUGUCAACUUUGCUCACUGACCAUUAAUUGGUUACUCACAAACCAUAUGCUCUCGUCUUAUAAGGAACAGUAUCAAAACACUUGGACUGUUUCACGAUCAUUUGAACUGCAAUCGUUCUAACAUGUACACCACGUUUAGUUGUCAGCACCACGGGAAGUAGCCAGCGGACACAUUAUUUUCGUGUGGAGAGAAGCGACGACCGGAAAUACGUGUGUGUCCGCAGGCUACACGGGAAGUCGUCGAUGUUGUGUUCUCACUGGAAGCUCACUCUAUAAUGAUCAACAAAACUAAUUGGAAAAAAGAGUCAAACACCGUGGAGAGAUUUUACGUUUGAUUUAGAUUGUUUGCCCUCGUAAUAUGCAGUGAUAUUCAGCUAAUCAAUGAUUAAUACGCCUAUUAAUAGUUCCAACGUUGGAUCGAAGAAGUGGAAAGGCAACCCAGUGACGUUUUCUCCGAGAACUAUGUGAAGACAUAGCAAAAACUGGGUCUGUUACUGAGGGAUGUUAGAGAGGGCUUUCUUAGAUAGCAAGAUAACAAGUUUCCCAACUGUUAACUGUUGACACUCAAGUGUUAUGGAGAAUGAUCUCAUUCUCUUUUGAUUUAAGGUGGAGCAAUUUCUGUUUUCAGCUGUAAGACCGCCACCAAUAAUAACAAAGUUUUCGGCGAAGGAUCUGAUCAACCCAGAUGAGGUGAAGUUCAACAAACCAAAAGCCUUCUCUCUGCCAUGCCAAGCUACAGGACUGAAUCUAACCUGGACUUGGAAACACAACGGGACAAAAAUACCAAAUAACUUCCGCUAUAAACUCAGUGAGGAUGGAACGCUGACCGGAAGUUAUUUGAAUGCAGACCAUAGUGGAACAUACCAGUGCUUUGUGAAGGAUGAAGAAACUGGCGUUGAAGUAUUUAGCAGAAAGCUACAAGUUGCAGUUACCGGUAGGUACCUAUUUAACUAGUCACUAGCUAAGCCUCAAAAUUUCCGUUCACGGUCAAUACGCUUCGGAUGGGUCACGUGAUGUGAAUAAAGUUUUACGGACUUCCGUCUCGGUUACUGAUUACCAAAAUGGAUUGGCCGUGUGGGGCUGGGGAGAGCCUCAGGGUCGAGGUACUCACAAGGCACGGCGACGUACUUUCGACUUUUUCCGCCCUGCUUUUACCUAUUCGCUGGCACCACUAACAUUGACAAAAAGCUACUGAUCAUUACUUUCACUGUGUUUAUUAUUAUAAUGUGCGAGGUUCUAACCUCUCUGAGUCUGUGAAUACAUGAGAUCCUAAAGUGUAACUGUACAAGGUGGAGGAUGAUUCUUAUCAGCUUUUUAAAACUGUCAAGGAAUUCGCGGUUUGCAUAUGACGUCACCAAAAUUUAAACUAAGGAAUUAUCAAUUCUUCUGAGUUCCUACUUUCAUGAGGUAUUACUACAGCUUAACACCUUUAUUUAUGCAAGUGCUCGGUUCGAAAGGGUUCUUCGUUUUGCGAUGGAGGACGCUUGAAUUCCCAAUUAGCUCAGUUUGCGUUACGCGGCAUUUAGCUGGCGGCCUGGGAAGCCGGCUUAUAUAGGCUGAAAACGUUACCAUUUUUAAACUUUCCUUGUCUCAGAAUAAAAUAUUACUUUAGUCUUUAAGAGUUCCUCGAGCGAUACGCAUUUGUAGGAAAACUCAAAACAGAUGUUUCUGUUGGUUUCCGGUGGCCAUGUUUGUGCCCCUCAAAGGGACACCAACAUGGCGUCACCAUACAAACCUUUAUAAAUUUGGGUAAAACUUUUUUCCAAAUAUCUCGCAUAUGAAAUAUUGCACGGACAGAAUUCCUGGCGAGGCUUUUUGUAUAUUUAUCUUGUUAAAUUUUCAGAUUCUGGACUUUCUGUAUUGAGAGAUAGUUUGCAUUUUCUUUUAAUUUUAUUUUUGAUGGCGUGACAGUGAAAAUCGACUGCUGUGAAUGUGUGAAAGCAGAGAAUGAAAUGAAAGUAGAGUGAAAGGAAAAAGGAAAUAUUUCACGCAACCCGUAAUUAGCUUAAGCUAAUCGAGGCGGACAGUGAAGUGGACAAGAAAGAAAAAUAAGAAAACCUAGGUGCAAUAAUAAUUUUAUGAAGAGAACAAAAGAAAAGGAGAAUUCUAAAAUACUCAAGCUCGGUCACGAGGGAUUUAGUUUCCAUUUCACAGGUUUUGUUUUUGUUCUUCAAGAUUUUAUCUCCCAAGUCGUUAUAGCUUUAAAUAGGGAAAAGCAAGUGGAUGGAGAGAUAGAAACUCGUCCGUUUGCCAGCGCAGCUCUGACACUACAGUCUUAGUAGUGCGACUGUAAUGAUAAGGGCGUUUUCCGGCCAUUUACCAAACACUUCCGGAAAUUUCGAUUCCAUGGAAAGGUCCAUCAAGUGAAGAACGUGUUCCAUUUGACACAAGUUCCAUUCGUUUAUGCUCCCGUCACCAAAACUCAAGAUGGUGGCAUAGCUAUAUAUGGUGAUUCCUUGUGAAAACUUGUAAAUGGAACAUGUUUUUUCAUCAUAGAAAACAGGAACCUUUUCAAAAUUCCACUUUCAACGGGAAAACAACAUGGAAAAACCAUUACUUAUUUUGGCUUUUCAAAAUUCCACAUUUCUAUUCCAAACAUGGUAAAAACUUUCCAGUGUAACGCCCGAAAAAAACCCAGUGUGCUCUGAAAAGCCCAUCCUUCGAAGGCUACACGGUUGGAAGGUCUUUGCCCUUAUUUACCAAGUUAACAUCUCAAUUUAAGGAAACCAAGCUAAUUUCCUGUUACUAGAAAUUUACUUAAAUAGAUAAACAAAUAAAAUAAAUAACGUGAGCUAAAUGCUUUCCCACGCCCUUUUAUAGCCCAUUCUACCCUCCACUUCGCAGACGUUCUUUUCAUUUCGUCACGCAAUCCUCCGGAAAUUCAUUUCCAUUAACGCAUUUCUUAGAACGAACCCCAAACGUUCUUUUGGCUUGUCACGCAAACGUGUGCGUGACCAACCCCUAAGAAACGUCUGCGUAGGAGGCUACUGAAUGAAGACUUGCUUUGUCCUAGUUGUUGGCGAUUUUAUAAACACAAGAGAUAAAGUAGAAAGGGUCAAUCUUGGACAAUCGUUCAGCUUUCGAUGUCCGCAGCACGAAGCAAGCUUCGGAGUUACCUUUACUUGGGAAGGAGGGAGUCAAAAAAUCCAAUUUUCAAGGAACAAACGCCGUGCUAUAUCUCUGGUUGGUGGUCUGUAUAUCAUGUACGUGACACAGGAAGACAUCGAUGAGAUCGAGGAGAAUAAUGGCAUUAAGUGCAAGAUCAGUGGAGCAGGAACUUACUAUCGUUCUGGAAGUUUGAAACUUGAGAAGAGUAAUACGCAACAAACAGGUAACGAAAAAGCUGAGUAAGUGAAUGAACGAACAAACGAUCGAACAAAGGAAGGAAGGAGGGAAGGAAUGAAUGAAUGGAUGGAUAGACGGAUGAACAGACAGACGGAAAGACGGACGGACGGACGGAUGGAUGGACGGAUGGGUGAAUGAAUGAACGCAUGAAUGAAGUGCAUAGAAUGAAUGAAUGAAUGAAUGAAGGAAGGAAGGAAGGAAGGAAGGAAGGAAGGAAUGAAUGAAUGAAGGAAUGAAUGAAUGAAAAAGAGAAAGGGAAUAAUAAUGCAUGAAUAAAUACAAUGAAUGAAUGAAUGAAUGAAUGAAUGAAUGCAUGAAUAAAUACAAUGAAUGAAUGAAUGAAUGAAUGCAUGAAAAAAUACAAUGAAUGAAUGAAUGAACGAACGAACGAACGAACGAACGAACGAACGAAUGAAUGAAUGAAUGAAUGAAUGAAUGAAUGAAUGAAUGAAUGAAUGAAUGAAUGAAUGAAUGAAUGAAUGAAUGAAUUGAAAAAGAGAAACGGAAUAAUAUAAAUGUUGGUAAAUGUUUAAAAACAUGGGCCCUUAACCAUCCAUUGCUGGUUCACUGAUUAUCAAGUCUAACUCAUGAAUAGUGGCGCUGACAGACUGAUCAACCAUUUCAUUAUUCUCAGAAAUGAAAAGGAAAACAAAAUAAAGUUGAGGCUCAUGAGGGCCAAGCCUCAACUGCAAGUUACCAGGAAUACUAGAAUCAUGGCCCAUUCCAAGAAAAGAUUAACCACUUCUUAGUAUCUUUUCUUUGUUUUCAUAGCAAAGCAAUCACGAUUACUUUUCCUCACAACGUUUUGUUUUUGUAUUUUUUAGAUCCCGGGAUUCUAACUGCACCCUCUUGGCUAGUUAUCCCUCAAAGUCAAGAAAUUGCUAUUGAGGGAAGAGGCAAAACUUUGUAUUGUCUGGCCACAGGAAGGUUUGUUGUUCCGAACACGCCUUGCAAAAAGAAAAUAAAUGUAUUUUCUAAAAGCUAGGUUCAUAUUUUACCAGAUGGCUUGUAUGGUACCUGAUGGUCUUUGUUUCAGAGAUACGAUUUUGUGAGGGCGCUCCAUUCGGAAAGUGGAGUACUUUGUACUACUUGGGUAUUGGGCCGUUUUGUAACUUCACAUUAUACCAAUUCGAUUUCUGAGCUUGCACAAAACUGUCAAAACUCGGUCUAAUAAAGUGUGAUUAAAAAUAGCUAAAGAGUUUGAUGAUUAAUAACCAGACUGAUCUGAAAGACACAAAGAUGCAUUAUAAUUGUCAAUUCUUUGUAGUUGUUCUGAGUGCUAGGCAUUUGGUAGUAAGUGGGGUUUCUUGACGGCUCUUCGCCAACACAAAUGUAGGUAGACCAGCACUACGUACCUAAACAAGGCAAAUAAAUGAUGAUGAUGAUGAUGAUGAUGAUGAUGAUGAUGAUGAUGGUAUAGUGACCGAAGAUCUUCUUUAAAUAUUGCAGGCCUGAACCAAGCAUUACUUGGAAGAAAAAUGGGCAGCAAAUUAUCGAUGGACAGAAUUCUUUUGAGAUUCCUGCUUCCUUCUUUGGCAGAAGUUUGCAAAUUGACGGAGUAAACAAGACUGAGCAUGAAGGCCAAUAUACUUGUGAAGCUGAAAAUUCCAUGAGCGGUGGUCAGCCUUUAAUUUACACCGUAAAUCUGGUGGUAGAAGGUAUGUAAAAGCCUUGCUUCCUCUACUCUGCAGCCGCACCCUCCCCUCCCCUCUCUUCCCUUAGAAAAAGGAAAAACGUUCUCCUCUGUCUUGUCAGGGGAAGGGUGCGGCUACACGUUGGCUAUCUCGGGUGGGUCCAGGUGGGUCUCAGUAAGUCUCGAGAAUUUUGUAGUGUGGUGGUGAUGGCAGCAUUAUACUUUUUCAUUUAAAACUUUGUAGACGUGACCUUUUUCAUAAACAAAUAUUAGUUUUAUUUUGAAUGGUGGACUUUCUUAGUCAGGUGAGUUACCAUAACCAUUUAUUGCAAUUUCCUUUUUAGUACUCUUUGCAAAGGCUUAUUUCAGUCUAAUUUGUUUGGUUUUUAUGACUAUAAGUACAACGUUUAUGGAACUAAUGGGAGGUUUCGGAAAUUAAAAGUUUACUGUAAACUGUAACGGUUUCAUUUUAGAGAGAGAUUGAGGCGAUAAGAAAACAUUAAAUUAUUACAAGGAAUUGAGAACUUAAAGGAUGUUUAAGUGUUGUAAUUCUAAAAUAUAAAAUUUUGCACAAUAAUGGACGUAGCUGGUCAUAUGACUUAAAAAAUGGCAUUGUAAGAACCUAUAGUAAAAUAGUUUCUUUCAUCUGGGCACGGUUAUAAUCAAGGUUAAAGGAAGUGCGAGACAAAACGAGAAAAACAAGCCAGAUAUCAGAGAGGAGCCAUUCCUUAAUUCACGGUGGUAGAGAUUAAUAUACAAGUUCCAUCGUGUGCUUAUUACUUUCUUAGUUGCACCAAGGUGGACUAUUGAACCACCACCAAAGGAAUUAGACAUCGUCAUUGAAAGAAAUGGAAGCCUGGCGUGUCACGUGACAGCAGUUCCUGAUGCGUCUAUCACGUGGUACAAAGAUGGACGGCAGCUGAUUUCUUCCAAGUAAGUUUAAGACGGACAAAAUAAACAAGAUUUAAAAAAAAACACCUCUUGUGGGAAAACAAUUCAAAAAAAACAUAUAUUUCUAACAAAUACUUUCAUCCCUUCUAUUUCUACAGCCACAGCUUAAUAAUUCAUAAAGAUAGACUGGAGUUUAGAGGAGUCUCUUUGGAUAGCGAAGGCGUUUACCAGUGCGCUGCGGAAAAUAAAUAUGGAAUGAUAGCUUCUGCCACUUGGGUUCGUGUGCUGGGUAAGUUUCUGUACAUUCUCUUAGGGUCGAUUUGCACGAGCAACUGGUCCGCCUCUCAUCGCUCUCCGUUGCUAGGGACGUGUCAUAGGAAGUAAAGGAUAAUUAAUUAAUUAAUUAAUGAUUUAGAGGAAGUUCGUCCACAAAGUGGUUCUUCUUCUACCAUUCCUGGUCGAACUGGAAUUUGGAAAUGAUGGUUUUUGAGAAGCGGGGAAAUCCUGAGUACACAAAGAACAACCUCUCGGGGCAAAGGAGACAACCAACAACAAACUCAACCCACAUAUGGCAUCGACGCCGGGAUUUGAACCCUGGCCACGUUGGUGGGAAGCGGGUGCUCUCACCUCUGCGCCACCCUUGCAUUUCAGGUCCCUCUGUUGCCCAUGUGUAAGGAUUUUGUGGCCCUCAGGUGUAAUCACCCCUGAAAUACACGCGCUAGAAUUCUGGGUAACUCCCGUACUAAACAAACUCAAGUGAAUUCAUCUAAACCCUUGUUAAUUUUAGAGGUCAAUUAUGUGGAAUGUAUGUUCUGUAACUAUAACUAUUUUUAGACGGAAGAGACAAAAUCCGAUUGUGUGACCACUUUUAUGAAUCCGGCUUCAGGAGUACUUUGGUAAAAAUUGUUUUAAGGCACUCAAGGUUAAAGGAGUUUGAAUAAAAUUCUAUUCUUUGUAGCUUGGAAGCCAUCGUUCAGCGACGUGCAGUUUGGUCCUUUUCAACUGCUUCACGAGAGCAAAGGAAGACUACCUUGCAAUCCGAGUGCCGCGCCUCGACCGACAUUUCAAUGGUUUAGAAGUGAUGUACUCAUCUCGUACGGAGAUAGCAGCAGGUACGAGUUAGAACAGGAUGGCACACUGAUAAUCAAGAAAGUCGAUAAAGAUAUGGAUGCUGUGAACUACACGUGCAGUGCUAAGAAUUUCUUGGGCUCAGAUUCUGCAACGGCAGUUACUAUUGUUCUUGGUAAGAAUUUUUGUAUGUUAUUUUGCUUUCAUUACUACCUUUACAUCAUCAUCAUUCUUGAUAAUAGCAUUACCACCAUCUUCACUAUCUACCAGUCGUCAUCACCAUCUUUCGUCGCCGUCGUGAUCAUUAGGGACCUUACGAUCUGACAACGGCGACGUCCAUGAAAACGUUGCAGAAAAAUAGACUUCGCAUCCUUUUAAACUUUUUCACGAUUAUCCCAAUUCGCCUUGUUACUUAAAAGAAGGGAAUUUUCGUUGGAGAUGAAGAGCAGGGCCCUCGCUUGAGUUCAGACAGAGAUGGUAGAAUUUAUCGCCUGGCCGUUCCCGUUCCCUGGCCGUUCCCGUUCAAAUAAACUUAAAAUUUGGUCAUCUCACGUCAUAGUUUAGCAGGGACAGCAGAGAAAUUACAAAAAAGGGUGAUGCACGUGCUGAGUUGUUGUUUUGCUCAUUAAACCUAUUGCUUUGUUGACGUUCUCCUUGCCGUCGCCGUCGCAGUUUCGUAAGGUCCCUAUUAUCGUCAUCAUCGUCAUCAACAACGUCAUCAUCAUGAUCAUUAUCAUCAUUGUUAUCAACAUCAUCAUCAUCGUCAUCUUAUCGUCAUAAUUGUCAUCAUCAAAAUCACCGUCAUCAUCGUCAUCAUCAUUACCGUCAUCAUCGUCAUGUUCGUCGUCACCAUCAUUGCCAUAACCUUUACCAACAUCAUUACCAUAUCGACAUCAUUAUCAUUAUCAUCAUUGUUAUUAACACAACACCACCGCCACCACCAUCACCAUUAUCAUCAAGAACUAUAGAAGUUUCUAAGCAGUGUCUUUUUGUUCCUAGUUCGACCAAGCUUUGCCAGAGUGCCAACUAAUCAAACCGUCAAAGAAAAAGAAAAUGCGAUGUUUCAAUGUACAGCCACAGGGAAACCAAUUCCAAAAAUAACAUGGUUUAAAGGCAAGAGUGAGAAGAGUAUUGGAGAAACACUGAGCUUUAGAGUGGACAGGGCUGACUCUGGAAAAUACUGGUGCGAGGCGGACAAUGGCCUGGGAUUCACUAUUAGGGCUGGCGCUUAUCUUAACGUCCAAUGUAAGAAAACAGAGCGUGUAACUUAUGUUCAUGACCGUGUUAAUCUAUCAUGAAUAUAUCCUAGAAUAUGCACGGCCGUAAUUAGCAGUAAUAGGGAGCUUAAGGAACGGUAACGGCAGCGAAAACGUCACUUAAAAAGUUCACAAAACGAAAAAAGAAAAUCGUUGUUAUGUGUUCCCGUCCUCCAUAAAACGGGAAAUUAGGUAGUUUCACGCCGUACUCGUGCAACAACUGCAAAAAGCGUGAUCGCGCACAGCGUUGUUGUUUUGCCAAUCUAAACCUACUGCUUUUUUGCAGUUCCGGUUGCCGUCGCAGUCUUCGUUGCUUAAUCUCCCUAUUGUUAGCAAGAGGGGGGUGGGGGCAGAGGGGAGUGAUUUAUCCAGACCAGACCCUUAGAUAAGAGGGUGCCUGACCUCAAAAAUAUUUUUUGGACCUAUGUGCUUCGGUUUCACCUAAAUUCAAGGUGGACGCUCAGGUUGCCGGGGAGGCGGGCCACUCCCUUAGGGUCGGCAUCUUAGGUCGUACAGGUGUUGAACCAAGGAGCUGAGAAAUGUAAAACUCACCAUAUCGCUUUCAGUUCAAAGAAAACGUAACAAUCUUUGGUUCAGUCAGAAUCAAAUUCUAAGGAAAAGCUCAAGGUGAAUGAUCCAAACCCACAAUUUGGCCUUCAAGUAGACAGUAGUGAAAACUAGAACUGCUCGUUUGGGUGAGCAAUAAUGCGUUCUUAAGGAAGGAUCAAUGAUCAGGCGAGAAGGAGACUUUAGGAGAGGAGGAAAGUAGAGCGACAAGCUUUUUUAGUUUCCCCUCUCUGUCUGUUUCGCCCAAUCUUGUUCGCUUAACAAUGAAGAGCACCAGGGGAAGUACUCAACAAAAGGUUAUGCAGGGGGGCUCCAUCCCGAGGUCCUACUCCUUACCUUUUUAUAGAUUCUUUUAGAAAGGAAAGGUGCCCCUUUGGUAUACCUUUUAUUGAAAAAUGGUAUCCCCUUCACAUGUUAGUUUAGAAUGCUGUAUCUCUUUUAACUUUUGUAAGUGCACCGUCUUUUAAAUAUGAAUAAACCACUAGAAACAGCCGUAAAAUGCGCCAGUUAGUCCUUUUAGGUCCUUUCACAGACCGCAGUGUCAGAUUUCCCAAACCUCUCAUAUACUUCAAAGAGUGAAAUCCUUUCUUGUACCAGCCUCCUUGUAUAGGACAUUAUAGGGGUGUAUGCGUAUCCCCCCGCCCCUCACCCCCGCUCUUGCUGUAGAAGAGGCUUUUACUAGUCUACGUAAUUAUUUUCUAUGGCUUGCUCUUAAAUUUACAAAAGAAAUGUCUGCAAAUUUCCUUGUUCGCAGAUGAACCAAGUUUCACUGUAAAACCAAAGGACCAGAUAGUAGAAGAGCAAGGGACUGUGUCAUUCAAUUGCGAUGCCAUUGGAAACCCCGCCCCUCAAAUAACAUGGAUCAAAGAUGGCGAAACGAUCGGAAAUACUAGCAACCUAACAUUCACGGCCUUCAGGAAUAAUUCUGGAAAAUACUGGUGUUUGGCGAAGAACGAGCUCGCUGCUGCUAUUGAGGACAAUGCCUUUCUUGAAGUGCACUGUAAGUGGUCGUCCGGAUGAAUGUUUUAGAAUUCAAUGUGUUGAAUUACUACACCGUCUUUUUUCAGUUCGUCGAAGGAUGAACAUGAUCCCUCAAAGAUAACUGCGGUAGCAGAGCCCGAGAAUUUGAGGGGGUUAAGUGGUGAAACAAUUUUUGUUAAAGUUUUAUGUAAGCCUAAGGUUCCCUUAAUAGCGGUGAGGUUUUUUUUUUUUUUGGGGGGGUCACAUGGGUAACUCGAGUUUUGACGUCAAGUGAUGACGUUACUUUAGCGAACGUCAAUUUGAGAUCUACUGAUUGAAAAGAAAAAAUGCACUUUAUUUGAGUGCCAAUGUAUUUAGCAUGAAAACUAAUUGGGGACACUAUUUUUUACGUCUCCUACUGGAGACGGGACCGCCAUUUUACGUUGUCGUCCGAGCCACGUGAAGGUCUAAACGCUUGCGGGGCAAAGGAAGUACCUUCAUUUCUCAGUUAUUUUAAGACCCUAAGUAUUGGUCCGGCCCCGAAAAACAAACCCAUAACCUCCCGCUCUGCAGUCAAGCGCUCUACCGACUGACCUAAUCCUGCCGCGGUUAAAGUAAGGACAUCCUCUCACUGAAUAUCGUCGCUUCUUUUAAAAGCGGUACAAGUAAUAUGUGAUUACGACCAACUAAUUUUCGUAUAGAAAUCGAAAGCAAUAUUGAUACAUACCCGACCAGACUACCUUGCUUUGGAUCCUGGCAGAAACGGGGCAAAAACGUACAUUCUUUGUUUAGGAUCCUGAAGAAAAAAAAAAGAGUUAGAACACUGAGGUGUGAGUUUUUAAAACUGAAAUGACUGGUUUUAAAUUUCAGAUAAGCCUGAGGACACACAGUUGUCGUUCAGCGGUCCAAACAUCAGUGCCGUUCCGUUUGGUACUGAGAUAACCUUCAAUUGUACCAGCCACGCUCGUCCUGAUGUUCAAGAGUACUGGUUUUACAGAGAAAAAGCGAACAAAACACUUGGCUCUAGCGAAACUGGUGUUUUUCGUUUCGUCAUUAAAGAGCCCGGUUCAUACUCCUGUGCUCCUGUUAACAGUGUAGGAAAGGGAGAGGAAGCUGCAAUUUCCAUAGGGGUAGACGGUAGGUGCCGUGUGCUUAAUUCUUUUUCCGUGAUUUGGUUUAUUUUAAAGCAGGAGUUGUAUUCGCCUCGAAUCUGGUGCCCGUUUCUCGAAAGACCCGGAAAUUUUUCGGGCCCAAAGUCAAAUUUUAAAAUCAAAACCUGUUGAAUAGCCCACAAACCAGUCAAUUUUGCUUUGUUAACUGGUAGUUUUGUUGUAUCAUUUUCAAAAUUAUUGAAAUUUUGAUCGUGAAUGCAAACGUGGAAAACAUAGAAGCAGCUUUCCGGGCAAGAAACGUUACCGGGACAUUAGAGAAACAGGCCCUUGGGCCGAGUUAGCUCGCGGAAAGACUUCUGGAAUCGUUACUUUGGACGUGCCGAAUUUUUUUCCCUGUUCCCCGUAGCAAUCCCAAAAGUCUUUGCGAAACUUAACUCAACCCAGUUUCCUUCUCGUUUCUAAAGUGGCGACUUGGCCGGUUUGAGGUGGUGUGUUUUGUCGAAUUGCACCAUGGGAAUGUUUGGGGACACUAUCGCUUCUUUUAUUGGCUAUUUCUAAGUUGCACAGAAAGCAAGGUCGAAAUUCAUUCCCCAAACAGUCCCAUAGUGCAAUUCAACACGACACCGACCCAGCCCUCCCAAGUGCAACCUCAAAAUCAGCCUCGUUCCCAGGGUUUAGGAGAGAGUCCUGGGAACGAAGUGGACUCAAAAUGCCGCUACGACUGGAUCACCACCUCCAUAAAGUAACAAUAAAUUUAUACGUCAUGUUUAUUUACUUUCAGGAUCUCCUUCCCCUCCAAGUAAUCUCCAGGUAAGUGAUCUGGACUGCAACGAAUUGACCCUGAAGCUCUCCUGGAUCCCUGGAGCCUCGAACGGCGCCCCUAUUGACUACUACCUGAUUGAGAAGGAGUCCUCUGGUAUUCCUGUGGUCUUUCUCUUCAUACAUAACGUCACGGACCAUGAAGUCACAGAAAUUGUCUUGAAUCUAACUAAGAGGUCUGUGCCUCGAUUCCGAAUGAUGGCUUUCAACAAAUUUGGCUCUAGCCGCCCAAGUGCACCAACAGCUGAGGGAAUUUGUGGGACCAAGGCCGCUAAGACCUCAACAGGUACAUUAACUACAAUAAACUGCUGAAACGAGUUAGGCUCUAUUCACAGAACAGAAUUCUUCUUUUUGUUAAACGUGUUGGAGAUUCGGUGCUGCGUUCUAACGGCUUAUAGAUGUUCCAAGCAAGAAUGCCGGAAUAAAUAAAUAAAUAAAGAACAAAACAACACAAACAAAGAAAAAUCGUAGAAGGUACCUGCUCGUGCCGUGCGCAAGGAAGGAAGGCAUUCUUGCGUUUUAACUUUCACCAAGUACGGGUUUACGUGGAAUACGUGCAAAUGCAGCGGGAAAGAAGAUCUACUCAUGUUAUGGGUGCGCUUGUGCUACUUAACGGUCACUUGGGCUAUGUUCAUACCAAGGGCUUCUGUUCACACAAGAACGGUGACCGUGCGAGGCUGUGCCGGGCCGAUCUCGAAAGUGGAGCGUCACAUAUCGGAAAGGUCCUGUGCUACACUUUGGUGAAGUGUGAACAUCGUUUUCGGGCCGUAGUGGAAGUGAAUAAGAAGGAAAGAGGACUGGAAUUCACUGAGGCGGAAGUAUAAAUAUUUAGUACUUAGGACUGGGAUGUAGAGAUCCAUACCCUCUCGGCCAACCACUCUGGCACGAUGUUUGACGAGUGAACGACUUGCUCUGAGUUUAGCCUGCGAGCAAGCUCUCCAUUUGGGGGAGUCGCGAGAAGUCACGCGAGAGCAGCACGCAAGAGGAGACGCGCUCGUUUUGCCCAUAAACGGAGAGCUAGCAGGCUAGCAGGCUACUCUUAGAGCUAUGCCUUUACCGUUCAUACUAUUCCGGAUAGACACGAAACGCUGUUCGUUAUAGUGCGAACAUUGCCUAGACUACGAGUAGUCCCUCAUUUGUCCUCAGUGAUAGUAGAGCGAGCAAAUUAAUGCGAGUGCGCGUGAAAAUCAUCACCCCACGGAGAAAGGCGAGACGCGGUGGGAUGAUAUUCACGCGCGCUCGCGUUUCGCUCGCUCUACUAUCCCUGAGGAAAAAUGGGGGACUACUCGUAGUCUAACAUAGCUUUACAUAUUACUGUUUUAUUGAUUAGAUCUGGUUGGGCUAAAGCAAGAAGAAGAAUCCCCAGUCUACUCCAAGACCUGGUUUGUUAUAGUGCUUGCACUUGCUGGGUAUUUUUUCCUUUUCGUGGUUGUUCUUAUUCUCAUCAGAAAGUAUCGUUUUGGAAGAGGGCACAAAUAUAAUGGUAUGUACUAUAUGUAACGUAAGAAAAAAGGCCGUUGGUCAUGCAGCAUCUUGCCUCACCUUUCUAUUAGUAUAAGGGCUUGAUACAGUUUGAGUUUCAAACCACUUAGGUGGCAGGAUUUGGAUAAUGCUGUCAGAAUGGGCCAAUCUGUUGGGCUUCUUCACAACACUAGAAAAGACGUGGAGAGGGCAUCGGGGUGGAAAACUUAAGCUUAUGUUUUUUAAGUGGGUAGAUGAAAACUACGAUUUGACCAUUCCAAUGUUAUCUACUGACGGCAGUAAUCUCUUGUGGUUCUGUUUACUAUGUUCAUUGUACAAGGUGAUUUUAACUUUCGCGUUUGUGGUUGAAAUCCUAAAAUGGUGUGACCAUUCAAAUGAAAGCUACUAAGCAAUGCUUCCCUUGGGUUAAUUAAGUGUUCUAUAUAAGGCGGUUCUUACUUUUUUGUAGGAAAAACUUGUUCUCUAGUCCUAUGAUGUGAUACUACUUUAUGAUAAAUACCUAUUAAAGCAAGAUGGCAAUUUCAUGUUCGGUAGUGCAUGCCAUAAAGAUGUGAUUAGCAUCAUUUCAAGGCUUUGCCGGUCAAGGUCUUGAGUGCCCGAUAGGAAACAAAGCUACAAUCAUGGACAAAUUCCUUGGGACUGUACCAAAGUAUUCAUAAUUUUCUGCAAUUUCUGGGUUCCCUCAUGAAACAGUGCAUCGUUUUCGAAAUUUCUCGCAGUUUUCCCUCCCCCACCCUAUACAAAGUUGAAACUCAUGAAAAAAAUUCUGGAUACAGGAGUCCAACGUUGUUUGUGGGGUGGGGGGAGGGGUUGGGCUUGUGUGAAUUGGAAAACGCCCCAGAAAUGAAAAGUGCCCCAAGAUUUUUAACUAUGAUUGUAGCUAUGACCUCCCAGACAGCAAACGGGCCCUUUCUCCACUGAGAUAAGAAGAAGUUCAUGAAGAGCAAGAAAAUACUUCGGAUUCUCUUUUGCUCUGUGGAUGGAGCGUCUGCUACACCUGUAUGUGUCAGGGAUGUUGUUGGCUCAAAUCCUGUCGAAACGCAAGUAGAGUUUUCUUUUUUUCUUGCCCUCGAGUCAUGAUGAUUAUCACAUCUUUUUCAUGGUACAAUUUCGUUUGAAGAGCUUUUAUUGCUUUUAGUCGUCCUUGAGAAUGAAAGGGUUUAAUAGACAGGCAUGUUCGUUAUCUGAUAGCCUACGUAGCUGUCGGGAUUGUUGCGCUCGGGAGAGCCACCACGGGGGAUUUCCGGGAGCGGCGAAGCUGCGAGUUGACUUGCUUCUAAUCCUCACGCGGCUCCGACACCGAAAAGCAACAGCGUAAUUAGCCCGCUAAUCCGCCAGCUACGCAGGCUAUUUAUCUGAGUGAUUUUAAUGACUUGACUCCGAUUUUUCCGGCAGUUGAACUACGCGAAAACAAAUAUGGUUCUGUGAAAUACCAAAAUCGGGAAAGAAAAGUGAAAACAGAUUCAGAGAAUGACCAACAAAAUGAAGAGGAUGAAGAAGGAAACAUACCUUUCAUCAAAAACAGUAGUCCACGGUACGUAUUCUAACGAAGCACUUGUUGCACAGGCAUACCAGGAGCCGCAACGAAUAACAACCGGUCCCACAAAUAAUGAAAUACCUUCUUAGAGUAUCAGUUUGAUUCAUCUUCAUUCUUUCUCUGCAAAUGACGCCCCCGUUUGGACGCACGUUCCAUAUAUCCAUAAUUCAAUUGGCGCUUCUUUGGAACUAGGUCGGAAUACUAUUCAAGCUGAAUCGGUUUAGUUUCCAUUGUUUAGUCCUUCCUCCUCUGCUGUGGUUCCUGUCGGCAGUAAACGAGAAAGUUUUUCUUCGUCCCAUCAUCGUUCUUUGCAUGUAUUCUUUUCCCUCUCCGCAGCCUCUUCGUCCCGCGUUUUUACGAAUGGUUUACAAAAGUGAGCGCUGAGGAGAAAAGAAUUGUUGUUGUGGAAACCAUUAAUAUCAAGGGAAUGGCUGCAACGCGUUAACCAAUAAUUAUUUUGAGGUGUUUUCUUUGUAAACAUAAUUCACCGCUAAUCAUUAUAUACUGUUUAUUUUACGUUACAGGGAGAAAGAAAGGCCGACUUCUCUAUAUAGCGCAUCUGAGGAGAAUCUAUUUUCCGAGGACUUUGCCUUUGCUGACGAAUACAAAGAGGCGGACGUUGUUUUUAAGUAUGAAAAAGAAGGGAUCUUUGUUUAAUAAGGUUUGCGACGGGCAAGGUUCUUUGUAUGGCGCAACAUGCAGCUAUAUGGCUCAUGAUAGUAAAGAGUUGCUUUGUCAUGAAGUGUAUAACGAAACAAUCUUCGCUGCACGCUCCGUUUAAAAUACCACGCUUCAAUUCAGAACGUUUCAUAAUUAGUAUUGUCUGAGAAAAAUUUUGCGUGACAAGAGACGAAAAGAAGAGUAAAAGACGGGAAGACCAAUCCUGAAAUCAAAAAAGAAACCUCAUCGAAAAAGAGACUGGUGAAAAUGAGGUUGGGGCAGGGUUGGGGUCCUGAAACACUAUGGACAAGUCUGGAAAAGUCUGUGGCGGAACAAGUUUUCUUUAUCCAUUGAAUACCUCCUCGUCACCAGUUAUGCGUUGUAAUAUUGCGCAAUGCAAACGCUCUGCCCUUGAGGCAAACCAAAAUACAAGGAGAGUUAGCAGAGAACAGGAACUAAAAUUGAACUGGAGCUAUGCUAUUGGUAGACUUGAACAACAGCGCAAACCCACCGAAUUUCUAGCCUACGUAGCAGGCGCAUGGAAGAAAUGGGUGCAGGAAUGAACGAGGCGCGCGCGAGAGAGAGAGACACCUCCCUCUCCCUUCGCGUGUCUCCUUCGCGCGCCCUGUUCUUUCUUGCGCUAGCUGAACAUUGGUCUUUCUUACUGUAGCUAUGCAGUUUCACUUAUAUGUGAUAUAUCAAAAUUUGAUGUAUGUUAACGUUGAAUAGAUGAUAACUGACAGAAAAAUACAAUCUUUUUAAGGAACAAUCAGGACGGAGUAUUCAUUGUGUAGAUUCACUAUAAAUCUAUUUAGCUUUGUUAUUUUUUGUAAAAUAGUUAAUAUGCAAAAAAAGCGCUGCCAAAUGCGUACCAUCUUAGAUAAAUAUUGGUUAUUCCAGUCAGCUAUAUUUAACAAAUAAAGAAGCUUGAAAGUGC
Porites lobata is the source of this 16473-nucleotide messenger RNA. Lineage: Eukaryota; Metazoa; Cnidaria; Anthozoa; Scleractinia; Poritidae. The record is from the annotation of a GenBank genome assembly.